Sciurus carolinensis (gray squirrel) is the source of this 2325-nucleotide messenger RNA. RefSeq names its product nuclear RNA export factor 1 (gene Nxf1). Bases 161 to 2017 code for a protein of 618 amino acids. Gene Ontology annotation, cellular component: nucleus; cytoplasm. NCBI's taxonomy places the organism in Eukaryota, Metazoa, Chordata, Mammalia, Rodentia, Sciuridae. Gene Ontology annotation, biological process: poly(A)+ mRNA export from nucleus. Gene Ontology annotation, molecular function: protein binding; RNA binding. The record is from RefSeq and is a predicted model, not a curated record. The transcript has 21 exons.
CCGCCCACAGCCUGGGACGUCGGCGGCGCGCGACGUGCUUCGCCGGAUAAAUGCCGUGGCGCCGGGUGUAGGAAAGCUACUGUCCUGAGCGGCUGGGCGUUCGGACGUUCGAGUCAGUCGGCUCCCCAGCCUGAGACCGCCCCCUGCUCUUCGCAGUGCCAUGGCGGACGAGGGAAAGUCGUACAACGAGCAUGAUGACCGUGUUAGUUUCCCUCAAAGAAGAAAGAAAGGCCGGGGUCCUUUCCGGUGGAAGUAUGGUGAGGGGAACCGUCGGUCAGGACGAGGCGGUUCUGGUAUUCAGUCUUCCCGGCUUGAGGAAGAUGAUGGAGAUGUGGCAAUGAGUGAUGCCCAGGAUGGUCCCCGUGUACGCUACAACCCUUAUGCCACCCGACCUAAUCGUCGGGGUGAUACUUGGCAUGAUCGAGAUCGCAUUCACAUUACUGUGCGGAGAGACAGAGCUCCUCCAGAGAGAGGAGGGGCUGGCACCAGCCAGGAUGGGUCCUCAAAGAAAUGGUUCAAGAUUACAAUUCCUUAUGGCAGAAAGUAUGACAAAGCUUGGCUUCUGAAUAUGAUUCAGAGCAAGUGCAGUGUCCCUUUCACCCCCAUUGAGUUUCACUAUGAGAACACACGGGCCCAGUUUUUUGUGGAGGAUGCCAGUACUGCCUCUGCAUUAAAGGCUGUCAACUAUAAGAUUGUGGAUCGGGAUAACCGAAGGGUAUCUAUCAUCAUCAACUCCUCUGCUCCACCCUUUACUGUACAAAAUGAAUUGAAACCAGAACAAGUAGAGCAACUAAAGCUUAUUAUGAGCAAACGAUAUGAUGGUUCCCAACAAGCACUUGAUCUCAAGGGCCUCCGUUCAGACCCAGAUUUGGUGGCCCAGAACAUUGAUGUUGUCCUGAAUCGUCGGGGCUGUAUGGUAGCUGCCCUUCGAAUCAUUGAAGAAAAUAUCCCUGAGCUUUUAUCUUUGAACUUGAGCAGCAACAGGCUCUACAGGCUGGAUGAUAUGUCCAGCAUUGUGCAGAAGGCGUCCAACCUGAAGAUCUUAAACCUUUCUGGAAAUGAAUUGAAGUCUGAGCGGGAGUUGGACAAUAUAAAAGGGCUGAAACUGGAAGAACUGUGGCUUGAUGGAAAUCCCCUGUGUGACACCUUCCGAGACCAGUCCACCUACAUCAGCGCCAUUCGCGAACGAUUUCCCAAGUUACUACGCCUGGAUGGCCAUGAGUUACCCCCACCAAUUGCCUUUGAUGUCGAAGCCCCCACGAUGUUGCCACCCUGCAAGGGAAGCUAUUUCGGAACAGAGAACCUGAAGAGCCUGGUUCUGCAUUUCCUGCAGCAGUACUAUGCAAUUUAUGACUCUGGAGACCGGCAGGGGCUUUUGGAUGCCUACCAUGAUGGGGCCUGCUGUUCGCUAAGCAUUCCAUUCACCCCCCAGAACCCUGCCCGAAGCACCUUGGCCGAAUACUUCAAGGACAGCAGAAAUGUGAAGAAGCUUAAAGACCCAACCCUGCGGUUCCGGCUGCUAAAGCACACACGUCUCAACGUUGUUGCCUUCCUCAAUGAGUUGCCCAAAACUCAGCACGAUGUCAAUUCCUUUGUGGUAGACAUAAGCGCCCAGACGAGCACAUUGCUGUGUUUUUCUGUCAACGGGGUCUUCAAGGAAGUGGAUGGAAAGUCUCGAGAUUCUUUGAGAGCCUUUACGAGGACAUUCAUCGCUGUUCCUGCCAGCAAUUCAGGGUUAUGUAUUGUAAAUGACGAGCUAUUUGUGCGGAAUGCCAGCCCUGAAGAGAUCCAAAGAGCCUUUGCCAUGCCUGCACCCACACCUUCUUCCAGUCCUGUGCCCACCCUCUCCCCAGAGCAGCAAGAAAUGUUACAGGCAUUCUCUACCCAGUCUGGCAUGAACCUCGAGUGGUCCCAGAAGUGCCUUCAGGACAACAACUGGGACUAUACCAGAUCUGCCCAAGCCUUCACUCAUCUCAAGGCCAAGGGUGAGAUCCCAGAAGUGGCAUUCAUGAAGUGAUCCGUAGUUGUGCCCCGGAGUGCGUGUGUAAAUAGCCCUUGGAUAUUGCGUGGUUGUCAUCUGUCGUCUUCUGUCCGGCCGGAGGCCACCCUGUGACUGUGACCGAGGAGGGAGGUCUGUGGAUCCGCUCCUCACCUGCCUUCUGGAAGACUUCCCGAAGACUUCCAGAAGAUCGAGCCUCACUGGUGCCAGGAAGCCAAAGCUCUCUUUGUAGAACUGACACUAAAUGCCGAAGGACUUAGGUGCUUUGUGUACUUAGCCCCAGGAUUCCCCCUACUUUUUAAGAUAAAGAGUGAUAUUGUAUUUUG